Molecule: messenger RNA, 6275 nt
Organism: Amoebophrya sp. A120
Lineage: Eukaryota; Dinophyceae; Syndiniales; Amoebophryaceae
Source: the annotation of a GenBank genome assembly
GGCGCGGGCAAAACGACCUUGAUCUCGCAGCUUACCGGCAUGAUUCCCUGUACGAGCGGAAACGCCUUCGUGAACGGGUACAGCAUCCGGAACAGCGAGGACAUCACGCAAGUCCGGCAAAGCAUUGCUAUCAAAUGCAAAUAUGUCUGGGUCUGGAAACUUGUAAUGUUGAAUUGGCGAGACUGAAAUACUUUCCAAUGCAGCCAAGCAUGACAAGUUUGCAGAGCACUUCCUCAUGCGCGGUCCGCAUGAGAGACACCAGGGCUUUUGUAUUACAAAAAGGGGCAUCCUCUUGCUAGUAGUCAUGCAAUACAGAUUUUACAGGAGUGUAGGACUAGCAUUACAAGUUCCAUAGUAGUUCCAGACCCAGACAUAUUUGCAAUGCAUAAUCGCCUUAUGCCCGCAAUACAACCCGAUGUGGGAGGUCUACACGCUGCAGCAGCACGUGGAAUUUUUCGCGCGCCUGCGCGGAAUCUCUGAUGCGGACAUUGAGCCGACCAUCGACAAGUACGCGGCGUUGCUCGGCUUGAGCGACAAACUGGACACACUGUGCGCCCAGCUGUCCGGUGGCCAGAAGCGGCGGCUCUGGGUGAUGUGUGCGCUACUAGGGCAUGCGCCGGUGGUAAUUCUGGACGAGCCAACCUCCGGCAUGGACCCCCAGGCGCGGCGGGACUUCUGGGUGCUGCUGAAGAAGAUUGCGAAGGAGGAGGGGCGGUGUAUCCUGUUCUCGACCCAUUACCUCGAGGAGGCCGAUCUCCUCGCGGACCGCAAGGCGAUUCUCGCCGCGGGAAAACUGGCGGCGAUCGGGACCAGCCAGCAGCUGAAGCGCGAGUUUGGCAACGGAUUCUGGAUCCAGGCCGUCGUCGAUAAAGCAAAGUGCCAUGACCGAACUUUGGCGAGGAAGAUUCUAGGCGAAGACCUGAAAAAGGUCGUGGAGAACUGCUUGACUGAGGACCACCUCCAAGUCCAAACGGGUUCUUUGGAGGGUCGACGUGGGGUUGAAGCCGUGAAGCACAGCCUUGGUACACGACCAACCGUCGAGACCAAGAAUCCAAAGGUGUCCGAUUUCUACCUGGCGUACAACAUUUCCUGGGCGCAAAUGCACAAGAUGGGCGACAUUUUGGACCAGUUAAACCAGCACGUGCAACAGUCGCCGCACUUGCGAGAUCUCGGCAUCGAAUUUUCCGUCGAGCAGACCACACUCGAGGAAGUUUUCAGCUUGGCGGGCGAAAAGGCGGAGCUUGAGGUGUUGAAGCUGGAAGCAGCCGCGGAGGAAAAAACAGGAAGUACAUCUUCAGAACAAGUUCACAAAUCUGUGGAGGAGCAGCUUGAAGCGAAGAAGUUACAGAAGAAGAAGGACGAGUUUCUUUCCAAACAGCCCCUGCGGAAGCGAACCUUGGCGUUUUUCCAGCAAGUCGCGGCGAUCUACCGCUUUCGCGUCUGCGGAGAGCUGUGGAAAAAGUUCGGCAGCUAUAUGAGCAUCGGGAUUUUUCUUACCGCGUUUCUCGUGUUAUCCUAUCAGGUGAAACCCGAGGUCGAUAAGGACCUGCCCGGCAUGUGGGUCAGCAUUUUCAGCCUCUGGCUUUCCUCUAUCAUGGUCGCGACGCUCCCCUUCCAGUUGUUCGGAAUGAAUUUGACCCGGAACAUUUACGACAAGGAGAACAAGGAGGGCCUGCUAUCCUGAGUAAAAACGUCCCCACACCAGAGUUGUCAUGCAAAUCUGCAUGGCAAAAGAGUUUGUCAUGCGGAGCGCCAUGAGAGGCAUUUUAUAGUCGUGCUUUGGAAUUUGUGAUGCUACAAUCGGCAUGAUAUACUGGAUCUGUGAUGCUGCUGAGCUACCUAAUCAGGAUUACACUACGAGGAGAAACCUGUCAUGCCAAACGACCAAAGCUGGGCGAUUUGUCUAGCAGAUUCCCCAUCUUGACUCUGGUGUGGGGACGUUUUUACAAAUGAUACCUGCUCCGGCACCUCACCAUGCACGGGAUGAAGCGGAGUGCGUUCCAUUUCGGGUCGUUUCUCUCCUUCUUCACCUUUCCAACGGGCUUCGCCUAUGCAAUACAAAUUUCCCGUACAUGUACAAAAUGCAUCACAAAUUUCGCCAACUUGGAGCAUGCCACUUGUCAUGCUGAAUAGCCUUCAGCGCUAGUUUUGUCAUGCGGAGCCAGCAUUCGUACGUGUACGGGAAAUUUACUGUGAAUAUCGCCUGGGUCCUGUACACGAUCUUUCUGAUGAUGAUCUUCUCCUCCGUCUUCGCAUCCUCGACCGCGAUCGGGACGGUGUUCGUGUUCCUGUUCGCCUUCGUCGUGCCCGUCACGAACAUCCUGCUCCCGAUGUUCCUGGGCCUCACCUGCAGCAACGCCCUGUGGGUGAUCUACAUCGUGGUCAGCUACGCGGUGGCUUUCCUGCCACAGAUGAUCUACGGCAUCGUGCGAGGGACGAGUAACCAGGAGAUGUGGAACCCCACUUUUGAUUGUAGAAUGACGGAAAUGUUUCUCUCCAGCCACGCCCAGGCGUAUGACACCAAAAAGAGCGUAAUACGUAACGGAAUUUUCAUUUUGCAUAAAGUAUUGCAUAUGCAUCAGAAUUCAUUGCACAAAUUUGUAUUUACUCAACAUGCAUGGUAGAGAAAAUUAAAAUUUUAACUUGAUCUUGCUAUGCAUGACUACAAUGCUUCAAAACUGUUUAACGUUAGCGCUUCUUUUUUUGGUUGAUAAGGCGGCUGGCUUGGAUAUGCUGUUCUCGUUCGGCGUGCCUGAUUGGUUCAACGCGAUCUGGUUUGUCCUUGGCCUGUUCUUCCCCCCGGUCGCCGCAUCAAGGGCGUUUACCGCACUGUACAAACUUUGGACGUAUGACAAAGCGCAGGCCGUAAUCCACUUCGCGACCAGUGUCCGCGAGAAUUACGUGCAGCUGCAGGGGAUGGGCCUAACUGCCUCGGAGAUCCAGAGUCUUCUGGGCCGCCGAGCCCAGAGGGGGCUGAUCGAUCCACACCUGAUUAAGAAGCUAUUUCCGUACGUCCAGCCCACGAAUUCCGUCUUCUACUAUCUCUUCGGCGGCCCCGCUUUUGUUGUGGAAGGCGGAGAUGUGACAAGCGACGGCUCUCCGAAAUUAUUUCCUCAAUAUUUGGACAACCCGCAAUGCGGUCGAGCGUACCUGACAAAAACGGCCUGGUUUGAAGUCCUCGCCCCGGUUUGGGCGCUGCUCGUGAUUGUCACCUGUUUCGUGCUCCACCAAACUUGGUGGCUCCGGCGCAAAACCUUCCGCCAGUUCGCGAACAGGGGUCUUGCGGGAGACCAACUGGAAUUGCCGGCGAAGGAGCCAGAAGAAAAGCGGGACAGGGACGUCGUUGCAGAGGAAAAGCGGGCCCGUGGCGGGCAGGGCCACCAGGUCGACGCGGUCGAUGUGCGUGAUGUCUACAAGCAUUUCAACGACGUUGGCACGACAACGCCGAACUGGGCGACCAAGGGCGUCACGCUUGGCGUCCCCGUCGGUGAGUGUUUUGGUUUGCUUGGCCCGAACGGCGCGGGAAAAACCACCCUGUUCAACCUGAUGAGCGGCAACGACGAGAUUGGGGGGCCGGACAGCGGCAGCAUUUUCAUCCAGAAUAAGGACACGAAGACGGACUGCUUUGCCUCCAGUCGAGAGAUCAUGGGGCUGGCGCCGCAGUUCGACAAGCUCUGGCCGCACAUUUCGGGCAGGAUGCACUUACGGCUGUUCGCAAAAUGCUGCGGAACGUACUAUGCUCCGAAAGAGGUCGUGGUCGGUGGUGGGCGUGGGGGAACUAGUGCUAAAAAAGCUCCCGACGGUAGUACAGAAAACUUCGAGGAUCCGGAGGCGCAACGACUGCUCCCCAGCACAAUAAACGCUGGACGAACGCAUAAUGCCUACCCCUUAACCGAUUAUGGAGAGGAGCGGAUUUCCCGUUUUCUUCGUGAGGUUUCGCUCUCUGAAAAAGACGCCGAUCGGAAGGUGGAGGAGUAUUCUGGGGGUAUGAAGCGCAAGUUGUCGGUGGCGUUGACUUUGAUCACCGACCCAGGACUCGUCUAUUUGGACGAAAUGUCGGCAGGGGUGGACAUUGUUGCGCAACGAUCUCUGUGGAACAAAAUUUUGCAUCGCCCGGACGGACAAACCAUCAUCACCACGACGCACUCCAUGGCCGAAGCGGACGCGGUUUCCGACCGGGUGGGCGUCUUGGUUGCCGGCCGCCUGAAGUGUUUGGGGGAAACCUCGCACAUUAAGAAAAUGUACGGAAGCGGGUACCACCUCGAACUGACCGUGGAUCUAGGGAAACAAGAACCGGUGGUUAGUACCGACGCUCGUGCACGACCAGGUGCAACCGCGGCUGGAGCUGCGAUGUGCAACAUUGAAAAUAUUACCGCCGACAAUGUCGAGCAAGUUGUGAUUCAAAGUCUGUCGCAGCACUUGCAGGUGCAAGAGCAUGCUGAUGUGAACACAGCAGGUCUACUUGAGGCAGGUGGAGCUACGGCUGAUACUACAACAACCUCCAUUGCAGCGAAGACUCCCGCAGGAACAGAACGCCAGCAAUCUUAUUUCAAGCUGUUGGAGAAGCUCUCCUUCUCCCCGACCCGUAUCCGCUUGGUCUUGUCCUUUGAGAAGACCGAUAGGAUCAAAAUUUCGGAGGUGUUCCGCUGGGUGGUCAGAGACCAGUUGAACAUUAUCGAAGAUUACGGCCUGGGUGAGCCGACGCUGGAGCAGGUCUUCUUAACGUUCGCGAAGGAGCAGGAAGAGGCGGACGCGGAACGCGAUCUCCAGGAAGCGCUCGGUGGGGGGCAACACUACCUUGCAGGUGGAGCAGUUGCUGCUCCUGGUGGAGGUGCUGGGGUGAUGUACCGCAAUCCUUUCAACAAUCAGGUCACCACGGAGCGCGUGGUGUUCGACCAUGCGGGGAGGCAGCAAUACUACGAUAUUGCCACAAACAUGUGGUAUAACCAGCAGACGCAGCAGUGGGUGCCGGCGGCGUGAACCAAUCAAAUAGUCCUCGUGUAGUCAUGUUGAUCAUGAUUCGCGCGAGCAACGGCUUGCUUUUAGUUUUACGUCAGACAAGUCUCCGAAUUUUGGAAAGCAGUAGGGGAUUGUUGCGAAAGCCUUCGCAGGCAGCAGAACGGAGAAAGCACAAAGAAGAAACACUACACAAGAAGUGAUUUUUUUAUUUCAAAUAUGCACAGCCACAGCCACAGAGUAAGCUGUAUAGUUAGAAUACCUUUUCGCACUCCCGUGUACAGAAAUGGAUAGGAAAGAGCGCACUUAUGGAACCCCAUACAUAAGGUUAACAAGGAGUAUACCUUCAACGUGGCGCAGGAAAGCGAGCGUAGCGUUUUUUUGAUCAACAAAUUGAGUGCAUGCAUUUUGUCAUAAUUCUUUUUAGCUUUCUCUUGUUUAACCUCGUUAGACAUCCCUCCAAGAGGGAUUUCAUUUUCAAAUCUAAUCACCGAACUGCAUCAUAACCAUUGAAAUAGAAGACAUGGAGAAUAAGAUAUAUUUUUCGAAGAGCGCAUUAUACAUACCGUCAAUGGAGUACAACACGGAUCACACCAUGACUGUAAAGUAUUGAUGAAUAUUUUCAUCCGCUGCAUAUGCAUUCCCAUUCUUAUUCUAACUUUUUGUUUUUGGUGUUUGGCGAAGUCGAUAACCAGCCGGAAAUAGGAAUAGGAUGUUUUUACAGAUUAAGAUUAUUUAUUUUUCUCCCGUCAUUUCAUGAGAGCAGGAACAUGAACAGCUAGGAUUUUGGUUCUUGUUUUGGUGACACGAUUCAUUUGCAUGCUUUGUGUGGAGCAGGUUUAGGCCAGUUCAAUGUUUUUUUCUGGCACGGACAUGCGAUUGCUGUGCUGUAGCUGUAGUGAUCAUUCUUGCGGGUGUAUGAUUUCAAUUACUCGAUGAAGGAAGCGAUUUCAUCGGGAAUCGUAAGAGCAAAAACGAAAAGCUCCAUUGACUGUUGCAAGCAAAGUCUACUUACGUUGAUAAGACCCAGCGCAAGUGUCAGCCUCGUUUUUGAUAUCUGCAAAGAGGCGGCCGAGGGCAAGUUUGGAUUUGGAUACGCUACUGCAGCUAGAGUGGCACUUUUUCGCAUUUUCGUCAGCAGAAACAUGAAAUAAAGGUAGAAAGCACCCCACUACAAAAACAUAAGCAUUUUUUGUUGAACAACGUGACCACAGGAUGCGUACUUUCAACAGUAAAAAAAUGACUGCGCGAAACGUAUUGUUAAGGUUUUAUUUCCCUUGCGAAGACGUUGGCGUGACAACUACUGGUAUUGACUACAU